CCCGGCCCGCGGGGAGUUGGCUCCGCGCCGCGCCCCUCCGCCCUCGCCGCAUCGCGCUCGGAGGCCGGAGGAGGAGGAGGUGGCGGCGGCGGCGCUGCCGCCUCUGGCUAUGUAGGGGCCCCAGAGCGGGCAGAUCCGGAGGCCGCUGUACGCCUCUGGAGCUCGGCGCGGGGCCGGGCCCGGGGCCGGGCCCGGCGGGAUGUUUUCCAAGAAGCCGCACGGGGACGUGCGGAAAUCCACGCAGAAGGUGCUGGACACCCGCAAGGACCCACUGACCCGGCUCAAGCACCUCCGCGUCCUUAUCGAUAAUGCAGAAUCAAUUGAUCUCAAACAGUUUUUCGACCAACAUUUUUCACAUAUAUAUUAUGUGUUCUUUGAAAACUUUGUGACUAUUGAAGUGGGCCUUAAACAAAAAGGUCACAAGUCUCAGAGAGAAGAAUUAGAUUCUAUUCUUUUUAUUUUUGAGAAAAUUUUACAACUCCUUCCUGAAAGGAUUCAUCAGAGGUGGCAAUUUCAUAGUAUUGGGUUGAUUUUAAAGAAGCUUCUUCACACUGGAAAUUCAUUAAAGAUACGUCGAGAGGGUGUGCGUCUCUUUCUUUUGUGGCUGCAAGCACUUCAAAAUAACUGUAGUAGAGAACAAUUAUGGAUGUUUUCUUGCUUGAUUCCUGGAUUUUCAUCACCACAAUCUGAAUAUGGCCCCCGAACACUAGAUAAUCUCAUUAACCCUCCCCUUAAUGUCCAAGAAACUCAAGUGACUAUAGAAGAAAUCACUCCACUUGUUCCUCCACAAUCAGGAGAUAAAGGACAAGAAGAUUUAACAAGCUAUUUUUUAGAAGCACUUUUGAAAUACAUGGUAAUUCAGGUUAAGAGUUUAGAAUGGAAGAACAAGGAAAACCAGGAAAAGGGAUUUUCAUUUUUAUUCUCAAAUUUUAAGAAAUACUACUUACCUUCUAUUUUCCCAAACAUCUGUAAGGAGACCAGCUUGUAUAACCCUAUACUUGAUAUACCACAAAUGAGACCAAAGCCACACUACGUAAUAGUUAAGAAAGAUGCUGAAACCAAUGAGGCAAUCUAUUGCACAAAGGAACCUUUCAUUAAGGCUCGUGUUAUUGUCAUUCGAUGGUUGGUGUCUUUCUGGCUUGAGCCAAAACCUCAUACAGGACCUCAUAUUCCUGGGAUGGAAGGUGAAAAUGUGCCAAAGAAUAUUCAGAGAGCAGCUGCUAGCAUGGCUUCAAGGGAGGACAGCAAAAAUGACAGUACUGAUAAGCAGGAUAGAAAUGCAGAACCAGAACAAUCUCAUUCUAAUACAAGUACUCUAACAGAGAGAGAGCCGAGUUCUUCCAGCCUCUGCAGUAUUGAUGAAGAGCAUUUAACUGAUAUUGAAAUUGUCCGGAAAGUCUUCUCUUCUAAAAGGAACAAUGUUAAUUUUCUGACUGAGAUUUUUCGACAGGCAUUUCUGUUGCCAAUAUGUGAAGCAGCUGCCAUGAGGAAGGUAGUGAAGGUGUAUCAAGAAUGGAUUCAACAAGAAGACAAACCUUUAUUUAUGAAAGAACCUGAAGAAAUAAUGCAGUGCACAGCUGUAGAUUGUGAUGAAAAUGUUGACCAUAAUUCUUCAGAGAAAGGAAAAGAAAGAGAAGAGGAAAAAGGGAUGAACUCCAGUCAUGGAGUUAGAAAUUCAAACUGGGCAAGAAAUGGCUGUUAUGAAGACACUUUGCAUAAAACAUCUGAAAUUGAUUCUGAAGAACAAAAUGUACGAGCUGGAGUGCAGUCAGUAUUGCAGGUUUUUAUAAUAAAUUCUUCAAAUAUAUUUUUUCUUGAACCUGCAAAUGAAUUUAAAGUUCUGCUGGAUGAACACACUGAUAUGUGCAAACGCGUUCUCAAUAUCUACCGCCACAUGGUUGUCCAAGUGACUAUGGACAAGAAGACAUGGGAGCAGAUGCUACUUGUGCUGCUCAGGGUAACUGAAUCUGUGCUGAAAAUACCACCCCAAACUUUCUUGCAGUAUCAAGGAAGAAAAAACUCCACUUUAGCUGGAAGACUUGCAGGACCUCUUUUCCAGACUCUUAUAGUAGCUUGGAUCAAAGCAAAUCUAAAUGUGUACAUUUCUCGAGAACUUUGGGAUGACUUACUGUCUGUAAUGUCAUCACUGACAUACUGGGAAGAGCUGGCCACUGAGUGGUCACUGACAAUGGAGACACUUACUAAAGUAUUAGCUAGAAACUUGUAUAGCCUGGACCUCAGUGACCUGCCACUGGAUAAAUUAAGUGAGCAGAAGCAGAAAAAACACAAAGGCAAAGGAGUUGGGCAUGAAUUCCCAAAGUCUUCUGUUGAUAAGUCCUUUUCCCGAGGCUGGAGCCGGGACCAGCCUGGCCAGGCACCCAUGCGGCAGCGCAGCGCCACGACCACCGGCUCUCCGGGAACAGAGAAGGCGAGGAGCAUCGUGCGCCAGAAAACUGUUGCCAUGAGAAGCCGAUCCAUUGGUGAAUGUGCUCUGCCAUCGGCCUAUAUACGCAGUGCUAAAAGUGCUCCUGUUCUGAUCCAUACUUCCAAACCCUUCUUGCCUGAUAUUGUUCUCACUCCCCUUUCUGAUGAGCUUUCAGACAUUGAUGAUGCUCAAAUUCUUCCACGUCCGCCUCGAGUAAGACAUUUUUCUCAGAGUGAGGAUGCUCCAAGUGAAGUUUUUGGUGCAUUGAAUGAAGAACAGCCUCUGCCACGAAGCAGCAGCACCUCUGACAUCCUGGAACCAUUUGCAGUUGAACGAGCCAAAGCUAAUAGAGAGGACAUGAGUCAAAAGCUGCACCCUAUUGAUAGUGAUAUUGGCAGUAGCAAUACAAAUGUUCCUGACCUCAUGGACGAAUUUAUAGCUGAGAGACUCCGCAGUGGUAAUGCACUGAAUGUGACAAGAAGAGGAAGCAGCCCUGGCAGCCUGGAAGUUCCUAAGGACCUUCCUGAUAUAUUGAACAAGCAGAACCAAAUGCGUCCCGUGGAUGACCCAGGCGUGCCUUCCGAGUGGACGUCGCCUGCCAGCGCGGGCAGCAGCGACCUCAUCAGCUCCGACAGCCACUCCGACUCCUUCAGCGCCUUCCAGUAUGAGAGCCGCAAAUUUGAAAAUUUCAGCUUUGGCACUGAGGCAGGGACGCCAGCUUCUACUGACGUUGAUGCAAUUUCGGGACAGCAACAAAGUGCUGAGGAACAAGAAGUGGCCAGUCUAACUACACUCCACAUAGAUUCAGAAACAAGUAGUCUCAAUCAGCAACCAUUGUCUGCCGAAGCUGCAACUAUUACUGGCUCUGAAAGUGCUUCUCCAAUCCAAUCUGCUCUUGGAUCCCGAUCACAGACACCCUCUCCUGCCACUCUGCAUGCAGAUCAUAUUGAGCAGAAGGAUCUGCAGCUGGAUGAGAAGCUCCACCACUCUGUUUUACAGACGCCAGAUGACCUAGAAACUAGUGAAUUCCCCUCAGAAUGUUGCAGUGUGAUGGCUGGGGGAACACUUACAGGAUGGCACGCAGAUGUUGCUACUGUGAUGUGGAGGAGGAUGCUGGGAAUUCUGGGAGAUGUCAACUGCAUAAUGGAUCCAGAGAUUCAUGCCCAGGUUUUUGAUUAUCUGUGUGAACUGUGGCAGAAUCUGGCCAAGAUAAGAGACAAUCUUGGUAUUUCAACAGACAACCUAACUUCACCAUCUCCCCCAGUUUUAAUUCCACCACUGAGAAUUCUAACACCAUGGCUCUUCAAGGCAACAAUGCUGACUGAUAAAUACAAACAAGGAAAGCUACAUGCUUAUAAGCUUAUUUGUAAGACAAUGAAACGAAGACAAGAUGUUUCUCCAAACAGGGAUUUUUUAACUCAUUUCUACAAUAUCAUGCACUGUGGACUUCUUCAUGUUGAUCAAGAUAUUGUCAAUACAAUCAUCAAGCACUGCUCUCCUCAGUUCUUUUCACUUGGUUUACCUGGUGCUACCAUGCUUAUUAUGGAUUUCAUUGUAGCAGCAGGAAGAGUGGCUGCUUCUUCUUUCCUCAAUGCACCAAGAGUUGAAGCACAAGUUCUUUUAGGAUCUCUAGUCUGUUUUCCCAAUUUAUAUCGUGAACUACCAGCUCUUCACCCAAAUAUUCCUGACAUUGCUGUGUCUCAUUUUACAGAUGUUAAGGAACUCAUAAUUAAAACUGUGUUAAGCUCGGCAAGAGAGGAGCCAUCUGGUCCUGCACGUUGUGUUGCUCUUUGUAGCCUUGGAAUUUGGAUCUGUGAGGAGCUAGUCCAUGAAUCACAUCAUCCUCAGAUCAAGGAAGCAUUGAAUGUUAUAUGUGUUUCUUUAAAGUUUCCAAAUAAAACAGUAGCCCAAGUUGCCUGCAGUAUGCUGAACAUGCUGAUACAUUAUGUACAUAGGCUUCAACUAUAUCAAGCUGAUUCACCAUUAAGAAUAAUACUAAUUCUGAUAGCAACUAUUACACAUCUGCUACCCAGUACAGAAGCUUCCUCUUAUGAGCAGGACAAGAGAUUGGUGGUUUCUUUACUUCUGUGCUUAUUGGAUUGGAUAAUGGCCUUGCCAUUGAAGACUUUGCUGCAGCCUCUUCAUACUACAGGAGCAGAAAAUGAUAAGACUGAAAGAUCUGUUCUUAAUUGUAUAUAUAAGGUUCUGCAUGGAUGUGUCUAUGGGUCUCAGUGUUUUAGCAACCCAAAAUAUUUUCCUCUAAGCCUUUCUGAUCUGGCAUGUAUGGAUUAUGAUCCUUUUAUGCAUUUAGAGAGCUUAAAGGAACCAGAACCACUGCAUUCUCCAGACUCUGAGAGGUCUUCUAAACUUCAGCCAGUUACUGAAGUGAAGACUCACAUGCAACAAGGGUUAAUUUCUGUGGCUGCUCGUACUGUGAUAACACAUCUAGUCAACCACUUGGGCCACUAUCCUAUGAGUGGAGGUCCUGCCAUGCUGACCAGUCAAGUGUGUGAAAACAAUGACAAUCCAUACAGUGAAAGUCCCGAGCUUUCUCCUGAGCUUUUUGAGAACCCAAAUCUUCAAUUCUUUGUAUUAAACAAUACUUCCCUGGUGUCUUGCAUACAAAUCCAAGCAGAAGAUGACAUGCCUGGGGGAGGACUGUCUGCUGGACUUGCAUCAGCUAAUUCAAAUGUUAGAAUUAUAGUGCGUGAUCUGUCUGGCAAAUAUUCAUGGGAUUCGGCCAUUUUGUAUGGACCUUCAUCUUUAUGUGCAUCUUCACAACAAACAUCUUUUGCACUUUCAUUAUCUCAGCAAGAUAAACCAGAAGAUGCUCUUUCAUCUUUUGAACAUGUGGAGGAUGUAUCUGCAAGAGAUGGAAUUACGCUCCAAGUUAAGAGGAAAUUUAGAGACACUGUACCAACAUGGGAUACAAUUAGGGAUGAAGAAGAUGCUCUUGAUGAGCUGCUGCAGUAUUUAGGUGUUACAAGCCCUGAAUGCUUACAGAGAACUGGUGUUUCACUCAACAUCCCUGCUCCUCAACCAGUCUGCAUCUCAGAAAAGCAGGAGAACGAUGUCAUCAAUGCAAUUCUGAAACAGCACACAGAAGAGAGAGAGUUCGUUGAAAAGCAUUUCAAUGAUGUAAAUAUGAGGGCUAUGGAGCAGGACGAGCCAACCUCACAAAAGCCACAGUCAGCAUUUUACUACUGUAGAUUACUUCUCAGUAUACUAGGAAUGAAUUCAUGGGAUAAAAGAAGGAGCUUUCAUCUCCUGAAGAAAAAUGAGAAGUUACUUCGAGAACUCAGAAAUUUGGACUCAAGACAAUGCCGAGAGACACACAAGAUUGCAGUGUUUUAUGUUGCUGAGGGACAGGAAGAUAAACACUCCAUUCUCACGAAUACUGGGGGAAGUCAAGCCUAUGAGGAUUUUGUAGCUGGUCUUGGCUGGGAGGUAAAUCUCACAAACCAUUGUGGCUUUAUGGGAGGACUGCAAAAAAACAAAAGCACUGGAUUGACCACUCCAUAUUUUGCUACCUCAACAGUGGAAGUCAUGUUCCAUGUGUCAACAAGAAUGCCUUCUGAUUCAGAUGACUCUUUAACAAAAAAGCUUAGACAUUUAGGAAAUGAUGAAGUACACAUUGUCUGGUCAGAACAUACUCGAGAUUAUAGAAGAGGAAUAAUUCCAACAGAAUUUGGUGAUGUUCUUAUAGUUAUCUAUCCCAUGAAAAACCAUAUGUUCAGCAUCCAGAUCAUGAAAAAGCCUGAGGUUCCAUUUUUUGGUCCACUCUUUGAUGGUGCUAUUGUGAAUGGAAAGAUUCUGCCUAUUAUGGUUCGUGCAACAGCUAUAAAUGCAAGCCGUGCAUUGAAAUCAUUAAUCCCAUUAUACCAAAACUUCUACGAGGAGAGAGCACGAUACCUGCAAACAAUUGUUCAACAUCAUCUAGAGCCUACAACAUUUGAAGAUUUUGCUGCUCAGGUUUUUUGCCCAGCACCUUAUCACCAUUUGCCCUCAGAGACGGGUCUGCAUGAAGCACUAACACUGGUUCUGGGAUUAAGGUAACUAAUGAUAGAGACAGUUGUUGAAUGAGUAACACUUUAUUGUGUUGACCUUUGUUUCUCAGCAUGAACAAGUAGUACUGGAUGGCAGUGGUGUGUUUUGUACCCUGUACUGUCUUUCAUUGAUGUUGUAAGACAUUCUGCAGUGAUAACCUAGGAGAGAUGGAGAAGAAGAAUGUGUAACACUUGAAAUCCCCUGUUCAGAAAAACCUUAUUUAAUGAUAAUCAAAGUGCUUCCAUGGAAAAACUUGUAAAUCUAAAUGAAAUAAAUUUUGUCAGAAUAGUUUGGCAAGUUGUUAUCUGAAAAUUUGUUUCUCACUUCCAAAAUAUAUACAGAAAUUAAUUAUGAAUUAUUAUCUUUUUUAUUAUAAAUUAAGAAUUAUGAUAGGACUACAGAAAGAAUGACUGAGAUAUGUUAAAAGGUUGAGGCUCCUUUAAAAUGCAAACAAUAACUAGAAAUUAGGUGCAGUUUCAAACUAUAAAAAGUGGUAUAAUUAUGCUAACAGAAAUAGUUGAGACCAAAGGCAAACAAAAUUAAAAGUAAGUAAUUUAAUUAAAGCAAUAUAAAAAUUAGUAACAUAAUUUAAAGUAUGAAAACAUUUGAAUAAGCAAAAUCUAUAACUAGAAAUAUUAAAACCAAACAUUAAAAACAAUAACGAGAUAUACCAGUGCUUGCCACAUUUCCUGUCAAGGGACCUAGUGAAUAUUCAGCACCAGACACUUUUGUAUGGCUAGUAUAUAUUCUAUAUUCUAGUGCACUUGUUGAAGUUCUGCCCAUUCAUUUUAAGAAGUCUCAUUCCAAGCCAAGUUGUUCUGCCCUCUUCUUCUAAUUCAUUCUUUCAGGGUGAAGCAAGACUGCUUUUCUACUAGUUUGGGGCCUCAGAGUACACUUCUCUAUAGCGGCAAUUCCUGUAUUCUUUUAAAAUUGGUACUCUCUAGCAUGAUCUGAAAGGAGAUUAUGAUUUUUAGAAACUAGGUUUUAACUUUUCUAUCAAAGUUAAUAAUCUUCUGUAGCAAUCUCAUUAAUAGGAGCUUGUGAUGUGUUUCACAUCUGCACACAAGCAUGUGUGCGUCUGCAUACCAUGAAACAUGUCCUGUCCUGGGAGCCACAUUCUUCUGGACCUUGCACUGUGCAGUGGAAGUGACCAAGACCUCAGUGUCAGGAGCAGCCAGAGCUUCCUAGGACAGAUGUGCAGCACAGUGUGACCCAGCCUGGCCCCACCUCUGCCUGACUGAGCUUGCAUUUCAGCCAAGAGAAGCUGGGGGUGCUCUGGCAGUCCUGCUUGCAGCCUGAUCCCUGUUCCAUCCCUGCUCCUGGAGCUCGGAUACUCAGCUCCAGCACAGAGUGCCUGGAGCAGCACUGAUCCAUCUGCCCCCAAGCUGACUCUAGAGGGCACAAACCCUACAGCCUGAGGCAGGUAUAAAAUAGCACUGCCAGAAAGGUCACCCCAGGGCUUGGGGUCAGCCUGGAAACCACUGGUUUCCAGUUCUAGCAGAGGCAGACCUGUGAGCUACGUUGCUGCAGAUGACCCAAAUUUCUGAGGGACUGUGAUCCCAAAGAAGAGUUCACCAGCAGUGCUAUUGAAAAAAUAGAUACCCCUAAAUUUCCAGGGGCCCUGCAACAGGUGGAUUUCUUAAAAGAGGUGCAGAGCACUGAACUGUGCCAGGAUUACACACAGGAGUGGUGCUGGAGUCCUGCCUGGGAAUCCACGUGCAUUUAUCACCCUCAAGGUGACUCAGACAAAAAUUUGCAGGCUCCCAGCCAGAUGUCCAUGUCAUCUGAAAAUUUCUAACCAGUUUCUAAGAAUACAUCACAUUUUUUAAAUACAAAAUAUUUCAUUUAUAUAUGGAGCUUCUUUUAAUAAAAAGUUAUUGACCAGAAGAGGCUAAGAAAAAAAACCCCACAUUUUAGAUAUUAUAGAAAUAAUUGUUUUAUUGGAUCAUGAUCUCAGUGAUUACAACUUCUGAAUAUGUUUAAUUUUAUAAAGUACUCUCCUUUUUUUGAAAAUACAUUUUUCCAUCUAAGAGAGAUCUUAGAAACUAUGAGUCUGCUACAGCCCAUCACCAGGUGUUACCAUUUUGUUGUUGUGAUCACAUUGGCCAUUUUUUUCCAUUUGAGCUAUGAGAAUCAGAGCAAAUAGAGAACAUGCCAUUUGGUAACAAACUGUGUUUUCUCAGAUGGACUUAUUUUAUCAAAGGCCUAGACAUCAGCAAAAGCUGUUUCCUUUUUUAUUGUGACUGCUCUUCAGUACAAUGUGAUUGUGGCAGCUGCUGGUUUAUCUAGAAGCUUAGUUUGCCCUGUCAAAAUAUCUGACAAGUCCACCUUCCCAUGUGUAGGAACCUGACUAGAGUAGUGAAUGUGUACAUUUAAAGAAAUUGAGAUUUACCUAUACUUAAUCACAGAAUGCAAUUCAGUUGCUUCUGUUUUUUACCUUGUGCUGUUUCUGUUACAUUGAGUAACUGGAAAUACUCUGCUAAAUAGGGUAACACGUCCUAUGCAGAUAUUGAGUGAACCAGAUCUCUGUGACAACAGACUGGGUUGAGGGAACUGUCAAUGAUAAGCUCAAUUAUAUUGAAGGGCAUAUUGACCUCAUGAUGCUAAGAUUCUGAUCUUUUAAAUGUACUCAUGUCUUACUCAUGUCUUUUUUCUGUCUUCUUUUGUUCCCUUUCUUCCUACUAAGACUAGUACCUUAUUACAGUACAUUUCUGAAGAGGCCCCUCUAAAUUCAUCAUAGUAUAUUCCUUGUGACAAAAGCAUCAGGCUUUUUGGUCCCAACAAUCAUUCCUGCCUUUUCAAGCCUGCAUUCAGAACAGUUCUACUGCCCCACUCCCAGAAUAAGACUAACUGGGGUUGCCACCGUGCAGUCAGGGAAGCAGGGGAAUGUAGAGGUAAUGGUGAUUUCAGUCUUGCACAAUUAAAAAUCUAGUGCAACAGCUUGUAUUUUCUUCUGCUCCUUCCUUGCUGUGAAACGUUGAAACUAAUAAUCUUUUUGGCCCUGUACCACCCCUUCACAGAUGAGAAUGAUGGUGAUUUUGUCACCAUAGAAGGAUCUGAGUCACGCUUGGUGGUGGUGGUUUGUGAUUGGAAGUGAAGCUGAAAUACAGAAGUGAGGGCUCUGUGUCUAGAAGGGUUGGAAGAACUUCUCCUUAUCCUUUCUCCAGUACAAACUUAGGAUUCUUUUUUUUUCAUUCCAAAUCAGAGCAAAACCUCAAAACUUAGUGACUUUUUCCAAAGAAUUCAUGUUGGAAUGGCUGAAGCUGAAACCUUAUACAUUUCUGAACUAUUGCGUUGUCAUCUUAUUGCAAAAAGUUCCAUACCCUCUUGGUCAUUGCUUAUGGGCAACUCCUCAUAGCACUGACUCCUUCCUCUUCACAGCACAGCCAACAAACUCCAACUCUUCCCUCACCCUGCUAACCCACUCUUUUGUAGCACUUGUAUUAUUGGACACAGCUGUGGCCUGUUAAGGGCAGGCCUGUUCCCAAUCUUUGGUGAUUAGUACAGCUGCAACUCCUCAGGUGUGAGACUGCCUUCUGCACUAUCUUUAUUUUCUUACAUUCUAUUCCUCCACACUAUUGUCCCAAAGUCAGCCACUUGGGUGAAGGUACACUCAGCACUUUGAGACAGUAAAUUCAGUGUGGACUGCUAGAAACCCAAACAGAUCAACUUUAUACAUUUAAUGAAAUGGGUCUACUGAAAAAAAUAGUAUGAUUGUUCAAUUAAAAAGCAUCCCAUGCAUAUACACAAGGGGACAAAAAAAAAUUUUAAUCCUGACAUUUUCUAGUGUUUUAAUUUUUUUACUUUAUUUUCUUGUGACAUUUGCCUUGUGUAAUUACUUCAAUUUUUGUUUUAAAGUAUAGUGCAAAACAGAAUUUCUAAAACACUGAUUAACAGCCCCAGGAUACAUUAGCAAACUGC
Molecule: messenger RNA, 10393 nt
Organism: Melospiza georgiana
Lineage: Eukaryota; Metazoa; Chordata; Aves; Passeriformes; Passerellidae
Gene: RALGAPA1
Product: Ral GTPase activating protein catalytic subunit alpha 1
Exons: 41
Coding region: 200-6481 (2093 amino acids)
Biological process (GO): regulation of small GTPase mediated signal transduction; positive regulation of GTPase activity
Cellular component (GO): nucleus; cytoplasm
Molecular function (GO): GTPase activator activity
Source: RefSeq, a predicted model, not a curated record